GCGGGGCCGCAGGGUCCGCGGCCCCUGCCCCGGGAAAGCACCGUGGAAGAAGCGCCGGGCCUCCCCUCUGCCGGGGGCGGCCGCUCUCCCGGGCAGCCGCGCCGGUGUCUCCCAGAUGUGCCGGCGGCGCCUGUUCGGGAGCACGGAGCCUCGCGGGCCUGAGCCUGCCUGCCUGCAGAAAAAGUUCAGUGGGAAAAAUCUACCAAAAAUUAAAGAAAACGUUGAAUAUACUGAAGAGAGCUCUUCAUGCAAGCAAAGUAAUCAGGUGACUGUCAGAGAAACAACAGAUUUCAAGAUAAAAGAAAAGGAACAAGAAGAAAGAAGUGUACCACUGAAGGAAUCCAAAAUAAUCAACUUUGAAAGUAAAGGAUGUUUGAAAAACGCUGAAGUGACGUCAAGUACAGAAAUUACUCUUCCCACAGGUGUUUCCACCUUUCUGAUAGAUUGUUUAGAUGAAGAUUCAGCUGCAGAUUAUAGCACUGCUAGCAACAGCCUGAAGACUUAUUCAUCCCCUGAAACAUUCAGAAAUGACAGCCUGAAGACUUAUUCAUCCCCUGAAGCAUUCAGAGAUGAUGAUUUGGAAAGAGGCAAUUUUUACUCCAUGGACCUUGGCAAGUACAAGAACUCUACUCUCCUGGACUCCAGCAAAGCAGUGACCAUAGAUAAGAUACCACAGAUCUCAAAUCUUUCAGCAAUAUUAGAACCUGUACCAGAGGAUUUUCCAGACCGAUGCGUGGCAAGAAAGAGAUCAUCAAAUUGCUAUUACAGUUCUUCAGCAGUAAGCAUUUCAACUACACUGGCAGGAAAAAAACUCUGUAAAAUAACAGCUGCAAGAGAGAGAACUCCAGACCUAAAAAGUGGUAUGCACUGUUCUUCACCAUUAGGACCGGAAAGCAAGCAUGAUAAACAAACAGCUAAAACCAAAAGGCGGAAGAAAGGAAAAAGCAGUUUUAAUUCCUUAGAAGAAGGUUCAUCAAUGUUUAGGCAGCUUGAUGCUCCAGAAGACACGUCAGUCAGAUCAAAGGGGUUGACAGCAGAAGUUCUGCCAACCAAAUGCACAGAUGCUGUGGAGCAAAUGACUUCCACCAUGCUAAUCAUGGAGGAAAACAAAGUCCUAAAAAAUCCUGGUAAUGCUCAGCCUCUAGAGCUAGAUUUUAGCUUGUCGCCGGUGUAUAAAGCCUCACCUGGGGAAGACCUGUUCCUGAAUACCACAGGUCCAUUUGUAAAUUCAGAAGAAAUUGGUCCUGUGUCUCUGAGCUCAGAAAAAGAAAUUAUUCCUCAAAGUCCAGAAGAAAAGAAUAUUUUAAAGCCUCUGUGUGACAGACAAGAAAUCUGCUCCAUUGUUAGAAUGUCACCAGGCCAGAGGCCUUCCCAGCUCCAGCAAGUUCCAAUUAACUGGAAAGAGUUCUGCCUUCCCAAAGGAGUACCUGAAGAUACUAUUACAAGUACCAAAAAUUGGAUCUACUGUAAACAAAGAUGAGAUUUUUGGCUGUCAGCAGGAGUUCACAGAAGAAAUGACCGUCUUGCUGCUGUGGCAGGGUGGUAAAACAGAACUCCUAACUAGUGAAUAAUGGUUGUAUUUUUUUUUUUUAUGUAUGUUGUUUGAAAUUUAGUAUUACAUGUUUCAGUAAGCUAGUAAAUACUCAAAUACUUUAUAUUAAAUUAUUUUGUACAGCAGCUAGAUCCUGUUCUGGGCAUUAUUCUGUAAGGAUUCCAUAAAGAUGAUUCUUCAGUUUGUUUAGAUUUUUAAAAAGUGUGACUGAAGACCAGCAGACCAAAUUGCUUUAAUAGAAUUACUUUUGUCUCUCUCUCUGCCAAGAUUUCUUGUUUCCUCUAGUAGCAUUAGCAUCUACAGAUGUUAACUCUUUAAGUGUUAAUAUUGGCUAUGAAGGUAACUGCAUAUCCUAGAAGUGACUAUGAAAGCAUUCAUGUACUCUUGGGGACCCAGAAGUCAAUGUAUGUCACCACUGAACUCCUUGAAUGCUUAGAUCUACAGAACUUUGGAGGUACAGAACUGUGUGUUCUGCUGUAAUUUGAUUUCUGAACAUGAAUGCAGGUCACCUUCACCCCAUCAUCACUCUGAAUUGGCUCCUAAUGAUCAGCACUGUCACCAUUCUGGGCACAUCCACUGCCCAGCCAUUGCCAUUUCAGAGUCCUUCUUGUUUCAUCUCAGGUAUGUUGUAAUACCACAUCUCUCGGUCAUUGUUUCUUCUAGUGGCUUCAGACUUAGAUAAAGUAAAUGCCUUACAUGAAUGCCCACAAUGGUGGGAAAAACCCUUUAAUAGCUGAACUGUUUGAUGAGAUGCAUAUUGACAUUCUGGAAUUUCAGGUUACUGCUCACACUGUGUCCACACAAGUCAAAUUCCCAGGGCUUCCUGUUCAGCUUGUGGAUUGUUAAUUCAUAAAUGUUGUUCUUAAUGUGCUGAAUGUCUCAGAAAACAUUGUCAAAACCACAUUUUUUUCCACUAGAAUUCAUUACACAUUAAAGUAAUUUGGACUCCUACAGUGUUCUUACUACAAUCCUUUACUCAGAUUUUAUCUGAACAAAAAGGAAAUUUUUCAAUGUUUCAGAAUGCUGGUAUGGCUUUCAAAAGUCUGAGUUUGUUUCUCAGUGUUAUCAGCCUGGAAAAUAGUUUUGUAUUUCCAAAAAGAGCAUGACAGGAAGACAUACAAAAUCCACAACUGUAGUUUGCAUUUGAAAAUACCUGUGAAAGUUCAAACCCUGAUCUUUUCUCCAUUGCUCUGGGGUAGAAGGAAGUGCAAAUAAUUGCUGCUGGAUUAGUUUGUGAACAAGUAUUAUAUAAACAUUCUAAAUGGCUCACGGUUAAAAAUUAUGCCAUUAAGCUAUUUUUCUUUUAAGCAUUAGUAGAAUGAGUUCUGCCAAUAACUCCUUGGAGUCCUGUCAGGUAUGCUUUUAAUUAUCAAUAUCCUUGUUCUUGCAAGUCUACUAAAGUCACUAGUAAUUAUGCGAGAAUCUAGAGCCCCUAGGAGACAGAGGUGAGCUCCUUGAUGUAGCUUUAAGCAAAAUUGAAGGUUACAUAUUUAGUAAGUUGUGCUCAUGAUGAUUAUUCAAGUAAAAGAUGGUCCAGAAUAAAGAUAUGUUUAUUGUAAGGGUAUUCUGGAAGUCACAGGAAAAAAACACUUAUUUUGCCCGAGGCCAUUUGGUAGUGUUAUACAAAGAGACUAAUAUUGUUAAACUAAUUGGAAAGUACAAGAGAGGAAAAUGGUCUGUAACUGUGGAAUUGACUGUAGCAGCCUAAAUGUUGCUGGGGUUUGCUUUUAUUUUUCUUGAUGUGAUGAGGCUGUAUAGGAGGACAGAAAUACCAUGAACCACAAUCUCUUGUCCUUCCCUUCAGUUAUGAAAGCACCACUUCUUAUCAUCUUUUGUCUGACUCUUAGAGAAAGUGUAAUUAAUUGCCAGGCUAGCUCUUUGCCCCGGGGAAGGAAAUUCAUUUUGAGGCUGCAACAAUCUGUACUCUUGUUCUGCUGUUCUCAAAGGAAAGACAUUUUCCUAUAGUUUGGUUUUCAGCUGAAAAAUUGCUACAUAAAAUUUCAUUCAGAGUGGAAACUGGCUUUUCCUUAUUGGUAGAUAAAGGUUAUGGGUCAUGGCCAAUUAAUGGGUAGGUCAGAGGAGGUUAUUUGUGCAGUAAUUCAGGAGAAGAAUCUGUUCAGUGUCACUAGGGCUGCUCUGUCACACCCCAGACAUGAUGAAAUCUUAAUGGCUUGACUGGAAUUGCUUCCAGCAAGUCAGUCCAUGCAAGAACUCUGAUAAUUCUUUAUCAGCAGGAAUAGUGCAUGGAAGAUGCAUGUUGAAUAAAUAUACUAUAUAAAUCUGGAAGAGGUUUCUCAUUAACACUGUUCAGUUAUUCUUGUUACCUGAAGUGCACUUCUAUGAGACUAACUCCAAGUACUCAGAGAUGGAGGGAGGUGUUUCUUGUACUGGAGAUGUAAAAAGGUACAUGUAGAGGCCGGUGGAGGGUAAACCCUUACAUGCAAAUGGUUCUGGCUUUGUUCAUAGCCUUUAGACACAGAAGAGAGAUGUCUGGGGCCCAAAUCAAAAUAUGCUGAAUGUACACAUAAAUUCAUUAUAUUUAAAGGGACUUCAUCAGCUUGAAUUGUAAUGCACUUGAGCUUAGCUAAGUCUUCUUUGCUCUAAGUUGUGAAACUACUGAAAGCUGAGUUAUAUAUCCUGGCCAAAAUUCUAUCAUUUUGUUUUGUUCCCUGAGGACUUUUCAUCUUUGAGACAUUUUAUAUCUGAGAUUUAUGUAUUUAUGUACUCCUCUUGAAGCCAGGAGGCUUCCACGUGGUGAAAGGAUGUAAAGGUUGGUCAUCUAUAAAUCCGUGGCAGACACGUGUCUUCUGGAUAGAACAAGGGGGAAAAGAUGCAUCUAAACAUUAAUUCCUGUUUUGUGUUAGAAUUGUCUACAACUUCUGGUAGAUGGAAAACGAAGUUCCUACAGAUGGGUGAUUGUGAAGAAUCAUUAUGUAGAUGUUACACAUGCACUAAGUUAUGCCUUUGAAAUAAUCUGCUUAAUUUAAUCUUACGUCAUAUAUUGUUUUAGCUUAAUUCCAUUUUCUAGGGAAAGCAGAUGAGUCAGUCAGUUUUGUCAGUCCUUAAUUAAACUUUCCUAGCAGGGUUGCAUCUGAACAGUGAGACACUGAAGGAGUUGUUUAACUGUUACCAGGGUUUCUGUUCCACUUAAGUAUUACUAAUAAAGAGUUUUAUAAAAAGG
Messenger RNA from Cyanistes caeruleus (blue tit), 4733 nucleotides. RefSeq names its product meiotic kinetochore factor (gene MEIKIN). Gene Ontology annotation, biological process: homologous chromosome segregation; male meiosis chromosome segregation; meiosis I sister chromatid cohesion. NCBI's taxonomy places the organism in Eukaryota, Metazoa, Chordata, Aves, Passeriformes, Paridae. Gene Ontology annotation, cellular component: kinetochore. The record is from RefSeq and is a predicted model, not a curated record.